Molecule: messenger RNA, 1355 nt
Organism: Morone saxatilis (striped sea-bass)
Lineage: Eukaryota; Metazoa; Chordata; Actinopteri; Moronidae
Gene: tp53i3
Product: tumor protein p53 inducible protein 3
Exons: 5
Coding region: 35-1057 (340 amino acids)
Molecular function (GO): NADPH binding; quinone binding; quinone reductase (NADPH) activity
Source: RefSeq, a predicted model, not a curated record
GGCCUGGAACAAGUGCUACUCUAGCUUUGCCAAGAUGAUGCGGGCAGUGUGUGUCGACGUACCAGGAGGACCUGAGAAUUUACUGCUGCAAACUGUCCCGAGACCUCAGCCUAAAGACGGGGAAAUCCUAAUUAAAGUUCACGCAACUGCUCUCAACAGGGCCGACUUACUGCAGAGGCGAGGACUGUACCCACCUCCCCCUGGUGAGAGUGAUAUCAUAGGCCUGGAGGUGGCUGGUACUGUGGAUACUCUGGGCCCAGGGGUGAAAACAAGCUGGAAGCCCGAUGACAGGGUCAUGGCCUUGCUCUGUGGAGGAGGAUAUGCAGAAUAUGUUGCUGUGCCUGAGGAGCUCCUCAUGCCCGUUCCCCCUAAUCUCACACUCUGCCAGGCCGCUGCGAUCCCAGAGGCCUGGCUCACUGCCUUUCAGCUGCUGGUUUUCGUAGCUCAGGUGAAGGAGGGUGAAGUGGUGCUGGCUCAUGCUGGAGCCAGCGGAGUCGGAACAGCUGCUGUUCAGCUGGUUCGUCUGUUUGGUGCCGUGCCCAUCGUUACUGCGGGGAGCCCCGAAAAACUGAAGAUUGCUGAGAGCCUGGGAGCAGCAGCUGGGUUUAACUACAGAGAGGAGAGCUUCGCGCAAGGAGUUCAUGACUUUACAGGAGGCAAGGGAGCAAACAUCAUCCUUGACUGCAUUGGUGGGUGUAACUGGGAGCAAAAUGUGAGCUCUUUGGCCACCGACGGCCGGUGGGUGCUGUACGGCACCAUGGGAGGCCGGGCGGUAGAGGGAGAUCUGCUGGGCAAACUGCUCUCCAAGCGCGGCCACUUGCUCAGCAGCCUCCUCCGCUCUCGCAGCCUUCAGUACAAAUCAGAGCUGGUAAAAGCUUUCUCACACAGAGUGUUACCGUGUUUCUCAGACCAGACAUCCUCCCUGAGGCCAGUGAUUGACAGCACGUUCAACCUGGAGGACAUCGCAGAAGCUCACAGGCACAUGGAGGCCAACAAGAACACAGGGAAGAUUGUGGUUAAUGUGAUUCCACAGAGAGAGGAAACUCAGCUGCAGUAAUAUUAACAGAUGUAAUCACUCUGAAUUUGAUUAAUCUCACAACACAGUGUUAUUUGUUUGUUGAUCAUUAUUUUAAAUAUGUUUUAUCCACCAAACCACCAAAGAUGAUUUUUGUACAGUGCUGUUUCGUCUGUAUUGUUAUAAUGGUGAUUAUUAACCUACUACUAAAUGUUUACUGUAAUUAUUACUCCUUAUUGCACAUUAGUCUUAAAGCACAACCUUAAUAAAAUGCCACAUUGUAUUUCACUGCACAUACAGUAUUGAAUGAGCAUAUUAACAAAUAAAACCCUUGAAUCUU